Drosophila rhopaloa is the source of this 4922-nucleotide messenger RNA. It is a transcript of the gene Ptr, whose product is annotated as patched domain-containing protein 3. The transcript is spliced from 10 exons. Lineage: Eukaryota; Metazoa; Arthropoda; Insecta; Diptera; Drosophilidae. Gene Ontology annotation, cellular component: plasma membrane; cytoplasmic vesicle membrane. Bases 541 to 4068 code for a protein of 1175 amino acids. The record is from RefSeq and is a predicted model, not a curated record.
UGGUGCGAGGCGGUCGUGUGCGCGGAACUUUCGUCUUUCUUUUCAAGGGGCAAGAAUCUCAAUCAAAGUUAAUUUACAAGUGGACAAAAGAAGUCGAAAAUAACGCCCGAACUGAUCCAUCGGUAACGCGCGGUAACGGUUGCUGAAUUCGAAAUCGUUAAGCAUCUACGUAAGGGAAAAACGCAAGACGGGAUCCGCAAGAUCUGAAGUCGGAGUGGAUCUCUCAGUCCGUGAUUCGGUCUCAAAGUCAGCGGUUGUCGCCUCCGCCUCCGUUUCUUUUUAUCUCGAUUCGUGGCAGCAGGUGAUAUACAACGAAAAAUACAAAAUACGAUGGCCGAAUUCAGUGCAAAGAGUGUGCAAUUUUUAAAAAAUUAUUAAGAAAUUCUGUGAAAGGCAAAUCACGCAAAGCCGAGUGCAAUUGAAAGGCUCGCGAGCAACGAAUCUUCUGGAAAAGUAUUCCACAUCAAAAAUAAUUUGCAAGGAAAACUUAAUCUUGGAUAGCAGGCGAAACAAUUGGACGAAACAUAUCAGUGCCACAAGAUGACUUGCGGCAUAUCGUGUGUCGAUAAGACACUAAACAAAUCGUUUUACCAUCUGGGAAUAUGCAUAGCCAAGCAUCCUGGAUAUUUUAUUAUUAUUCCUGUGCUACUGACGCUGCUCUGCAUGACGGGCUACCAACAGCUUAAGUAUCAAAUCGAUCCCGAAUAUCUAUUUUCGCCGAUUGCGGGGGAGGGAAAGACUGAGCGAGCUAUCGUUGAGCAAUACUUCAAAGUGAAUUAUACGCAUCGCUUCAAUGUCGGACGAAUUACAAGACCCGGUCGCUUCGGGCGAGUCAUUGUGGUAACGAAAGAUGGCGAUGAAAAUAUGAUUAGAAGGGAGGUGUUCCAGGAGCUACGCCAGCUGGACAAUCUCAUCCAGAAUGCGACCACCACCUACGAUGGGGACACCUAUACCUACAAGGACAAUUGUGCCCGCUGGGAGAACGAGUGUUUCGUGAACGAUAUUCUCAACCUGGAUGCCCUGAUGGAUGAUAUCGAAGCGGGUCAACUGAAUCUCACAUUUCCCUUCAUGUUUAAUCCAGUCACUUGGGAUGCUCACUUGUUUCCCGUCUUCUUCGGUGGCACCAAGCUGACUGAAGAUAAUAUUGUGAUCAGUGUUCCGGCCAUACAGUUGGUGUACUUUGUCACAGCCGACACCAAACGACAGGAUGCCAAGGGUGCCGAAUGGGAGGAGACCUUCCUUCGAGUAGUUGGAAAUGCAGAGGACUCGGGCUUCUUUAAGCACAUCUCUGUAUCCUACUUUGCAUCCCGAACUUUGGAUCACGAACUCGAGAAAAACACAAAGACUGUGGUGCCCUAUUUCAGCUCAACCUUUUUGCUCAUGGGUCUGUUUAGCAUCAUCACCUGUAUGAUGGGUGACGCAGUUCGAUCGAAACCCUUUUUGGGUCUCAUGGGUAAUAUUUCGGCAAUAAUGGCAACCCUGGCAGCUUUCGGCCUGGCUAUGUACUGCGGCAUUGAGUUUAUUGGCAUCAAUCUGGCUGCCCCCUUUUUGAUGAUCGGAAUUGGUAUUGAUGACACCUUUGUAAUGCUGGCGGGUUGGCGACGCACCAAGGCCAAAAUGCCAGUGGCGGAGCGCAUGGGUCUAAUGAUGUCCGAGGCGGCCGUAUCGAUCACUAUUACCUCGGUCACCGACUUCAUUUCGUUCCUGAUCGGCAUCAUCAGUCCCUUUCGAUCGGUCAGGAUCUUCUGCACGUACUCGGUGUUCGCCGUUUGCUUCACGUUCCUGUGGCACAUCACCUUCUUUGCCGCCUGCAUGGCGAUUUCUGGCUACAGGGAGCGCAAGAAUUUGCAUUCCAUUUUCGGCUGCCGGGUGCAGCCAAUGUCGGUUGCCAUCAAAGAAAAACGCAACUUCCUCUACAAGGCGAUCAUGGCGGGUGGCAUCGACCCCAACGAUCCGGACAACCCCAUCGACAACAAGGACCACAUGCUGAUGGCCUUCUUCAAGGACAAGCUGGCCGCAGUGAUCAACAACAAGUGGUGCAAGGCGAUCAUCAUCUUGGCAUUUGCCAGUUAUUUGGUUGGUGCCUGCUACGGAAUCACCCAAAUAAAGGAGGGCCUCGAACGACGAAAGCUGUCCCGGGAAGACUCCUAUUCGGUGGAGUUCUUCGAUCGCGAGGACGACUACUACCGCGAGUUUCCAUACAGAAUGCAGGUUAUUAUUGCCGGACCGCUGAAUUACUCAGAUCCUGUGGUGCAGGAGCAGGUGGAGAACCUCACGAGCACUCUGGAACACACCUCGUAUGUAACCUCCAGGCGCUACACGGAGUCCUGGCUGCGUUCGUUCCUCUCAUUCCUGGAGCGCAACAAUGAGUUGCUCAAUGUGACUAUAGAUGGCGAGCAGAAUUUCAUUGAGGCCGUUAAGGAGCACUGGCUGUUCCCCGGUAACCCCUUCUCCCUGGAUGUCCGGUUUAACGAUGAUGAAACCCAAAUCAUUGCCUCGCGAUUCCUCAUCCAGGCGGUCAACAUAACGGACACUAAUCACGAAAAGGAAAUGGUGCGGGAUCUGCGACAGAUUUGCAAGGACUCGCCACUGAAUGCCUCGAUCUUCCAUCCGUAUUUCGUGUUCUUCGAUCAAUUUGAACUGGUGCGACCGGUUUCCCUGCAAGCGAUGGUGAUCGGAGCCAUCAUCAUGAUGAUCAUCUCCUUCGUCUUUAUCCCGAAUAUACUGUGCUCCUUGUGGGUGGCCUUUUCGGUCAUCUCCAUUGAGCUGGGCGUGGCCGGCUACAUGGCCUUGUGGGACGUUAACCUGGACUCCAUUUCGAUGAUUAACCUGAUCAUGUGUAUUGGCUUCUCGGUGGAUUUCACCGCCCACAUCUGCUACACUUACAUGUCCUCGAAGAAGCGCAGUCCGAAGGCUCGAGUCCGUGAGGCCCUUCACUCCCUUGGUCUGCCGAUUGUCCAGGGCUCCAGUUCCACCAUUCUGGGCAUUGUGGCCCUUCUGCUGGCCCAGAGCUACAUCUUCCUGGUCUUCUUCAAGAUGGUCUUCCUGGUGAUAUUCUUCGGUGCCAUGCACGGCCUCUUCCUGCUGCCCGUGCUGCUGUCGCUCUUUGGACCCGGUUCCUGUCUCACCUGGACGGGAAAAGAUGACGGUAGCGAUGCCGAAGUGGAUGACAGCCUGGAGGACCGUCAGCUGGAGAAGCCCUUCUCGCAGUCCUACUACAUGCAGUACCCCACCAUGGGCAUUAAUGGACCCUAUAUCUCGAAGGGAUUUUUGGGUGCUCCGUACAAGGCGUAUGGAGUGGAUGAAAAGGAUCUGGGAUUGGGCACAUCUGGCGAAGACUCCUCGGAGAGCAGCUCGAGUCGAUCGCAGCGCCGCCAGCAGCAUCAGGUGGCCGCCGCCGAGGAGGAGGUUGUGGUCCGGGAGUCACCACGCCGCAGGUACGAAGAGGGCUGGCGUCGCUCCUCCUACCAGAACAUCUAUGGACAGGAUGCAGCGCAGUUCCAGGCCCAGCCCGAUCUCUAUGGCCAGCAGGUUUCGGCGGCCGAGUGGCGCCACCGACUGGACACCCACGAGCAGCAACAGCGCCAACGACAGCGAAGAGGUCCCUAUGACAACUACCACCAGGACAUGGACAUGGAGAUGGAUAUGCAGAGGGCGCGACGCAACUCCCACGGAGACGUCAUCGAUCUGCAGGGAACGCCAAACUCCUCCGUGGACGAACGACUCCGGAGACAGGGUGAACCUCCAUUCAGUGCGGGCAGUGGCGACGAUAGUAGCUAUCGCCAUCAGCCGGUGAUGGCGAUGCCACCGCCCACCGGAGCAGUGCCCCCAGCGAAGCGGUAUCAUCGACGACGUUCCUCGGAGGAUUCCACCCAUCGCCACCAACGUUGGCCGGCGAACAUCGAGGAGCGGAGGGCGCGACGCGCCCACUCACCCGCCCACAACCGCCCAGAGACUGCCACGCCCAGCUACGCCUACCGCUCCUCCUCGCACCACAAUCUCUACCAGCCGAACGGGAAGGGUUCAAAGCAUCCGCCCACUUAUCAGUAUGGAGACUACUACCAGUGAGGACGGCGAACGAGCGAGGGAGUUACUCGUGGUUCUGUGACAGGAAUAUUCCUAAUAUAUAUAAAAAGUUGGGUGGGUCGACCUCUUAAACAAAGAUUUUCAAGAAGAGAAAGUAGUAUUUGGACAAUUAGGGGACCUUUAUAAAAACCAUUCACUUUUCAAUUAGCAUUUAGUUAGAUUUCAGACAACAGCUAAUUUGAAUUCCAAGGUAUACUUCAACAUUUUGUUUUAUAACUCUCUUAAUUUUCCCUAUAUUACUUUUUCAAUGUUUUUUUGGAAGUUUAUUUUUGUUGACAUCCAUUGCAAUCAACCCAACCAAAAAGAGAGAGACAUUGAGGGAACAGAGCAAAUUGUCUUGUCAAACAAUAUUUAAGUUAGGUCUUUUUUUAAAGCAAUCCCAACUAUUUCUGUCUUCACUUUUCUUAAGCUUGCCCCGCGUAGAAUAUAUACAUUAACGAAUACCCAGAUUAGGCAAACAACGCUCACAUUGUCCACAAGUAUUCUUUUCGGUGUGAGCUCAAAAUUGUUAGUUAAUAGUGGCAGUUCGAUCUAUUUAUCCCAAAACAUUUCAUCGAUAAGAGCUCGAGUCAGACAACUUAAGUUACCAUCUACACAUAUACUAUACACCUAGUUACAUGUAAUGCUACUUGAGUCAGACUUUGGGUUCCCCAUAUCAGUGUUUAUUUAAAUUAAUUUAGAUUAAGUGCGAGUGCGUGUACGAAGUCUGUUCAAUAAUGUUUUGUAUAGAAAAUGCAACGCUGAGUAAAUAUUUAAUAACUAUUAAUUGUUAGGAAUGGCCGCAUCAUCAAGGCCCGAUCAUUUGGGACAAGUUUGUAAAGCGUUUACAAUUUUUU